UAUAAUUUUUACAAUUUAGUUUAGUUCCAAACGGAUAGAGUUACGAACUAGUCUCAUUUCUGCCACUAAAUAUUUUAGUAAGGAACUGAAAAGCAACUCUGGAAGGACAAUAUAUCUUUCAGCAACUUGUUAUUCACCGAUAUAUAGAAGAGACGAGCCAUGAGUAAGUUGCUUGAUUCAACCAUACCCAUCUUCAGUUUGGCGGAUCUACAAAAUGGUACACGCAAAGAAGACUUUCAACGAUGCUUGUCCGAAAAAGGUGUAUUUUACUUAACGGAUCAUGGUAUCCAAGAAUGUGAGUAUCAAAACUUUGAAACGACUACCAUUGAUUUCUUUAGCAACGCCUCGGACCAGGACAGGGUAGAGCUUUCAAACAAAAAUCCCGCUACUCGCAGAGGGUUUUCAGGACUGGAGUCAGAAAGUACGGCCAAGAUAACUGCUACUGGAAGCUACACAGAUUAUUCAAUGUGUUACUCAAUGGGUGUGUCCAACAACGUUUUUCCGUCUACUGCUUUUGAGCAGAUAUGGACGAAACAUUUCAAAAACUUGGAUAAAUUAGCAAAAAUCACUGCUACAGAAGUGUUGCAAUGCAAUUCCGUGCGUGCAACGGACUUUUUGCUUAACUGUGACCCAGUUCUUCGUUUUCGAAGUUUUCCUGAGGUUCCAGAAAAUCGGUGUGCAGAGAAUGAACCAUUGCGAAUGGCUCCACAUUAUGACAUUUCAAUUGUAACACUCAUCAACCAAACGAAAUGCCCCAAUGGAUUCGUUAGUUUGCAGUGUAACAUUGAUGGAGUUUUCGUUGAAUUACCCCCACUUCCGAAUGCAUUUAUUGUGAUGUGUGGUGCAGUAGCAUCAUAUCUUACUGGGGGCCAGGUAAAGGCACCGAUACAUCGGGUUGUUGCUCCUAGUCGUGAGCAGAGAGUAGGAAGUAAUCGUACAUCGAAUGUAUUCUUUCUUCGUCCGGGACGUGAAUUCGAAUUGACAGUUAAAGAAGCAAAAGCUUGUGGACUGAACAUUGAUGCGGAUAGCGUAACAAUCACAUUUCAAGACUGGAUUGGAGGAAAUUAUCGCAAUUUGAAGACAAGUGAAGGAGAAACAGUCUAAUGUUUUCGAGAUUUCUAUG
Messenger RNA from Bradysia coprophila, 1123 nucleotides. RefSeq lists its product as uncharacterized. The record is from RefSeq and is a predicted model, not a curated record. Lineage: Eukaryota; Metazoa; Arthropoda; Insecta; Diptera; Sciaridae.